GCCCUUCUCUCUUAUUCCGCUUCCACUCCGCUUCCUCUUCUCUUGCUCGUUCUCCUCUUUAAGAAUUCAACCCUCUUCCACUUCCUCUCUUUCUUCGUCCCGUCCCCACCACCGUCGGAUGGCUCAUCUCUCCGCACCCUUUCUCACCACGCCCGCCUCCUCCGCUCUGCACCCUCACCACGCCUGCACCUCUCUCCAAGCCCGUUACCACCAGCCCAACUCUCUGCAGAGGGCGUAGUCGCACAGCAGCUCCCGCCUUGUAACCGAACAUCUGCACCGCUGGACCCUUUGUUGCCUCUGCAGCCAAUCGGUCGUCGUCGUUCGCCUUCGCCGAUCCCCAAUAACCUUUUGAUCGUCAACGUCCUCGACAGCCAUGCCAGCCCUGGUAACCAGUCCCCCGGCUCCCACUUCGCUACAUCCCGAAUCUUCUUCCUCGCAAAACACCUCGAAUCUCGUCCGCAGAGAAUCUCGCCUGGUCGAGUAUCAAACCCCCAUUGCCGAGGAGGAUGAAAGCACCGAGACUGCUAGUGAGCCCGCCGAGCCCGUUACCCCCACCAGUCACAAUGGCGAUAACAUCACCUUCACCCACCCUUUCCGCGACGAAUCCCAAGACACUGUAUUGGUCAAGUCCGAUCCCGCCACGCCCAAGGAACCCUUAAAAUCCAGCCCACCCGCCUCUGCCGUUCCUGCACCUGCACCCGCUCCUGCUUCUCUGGUCCGCACUCGCUCCGACAAGAUGGAGUCUGAGCAGCCUCCCUCCCCCACAGACAAGGCCCCCCGUCUCCAUAAGCGUGCUGCCUCCUUCAUGCGCUCUAAGCUGCAUCGAAGCAGCUCCCACAAAGAUGGUCCUAAUGCAAAAAAUGAGCAGCCAAAAGUCGAGAAGCCAAAGGACGAAAAACCAAAGCCGGCGCCGGUCGAAAAGAUGGCAACCGAAAAAUCCAUAGUCAAGACGGGCGUGGAUGGACCUGCGGAACUCGCUACCCCUGCCGUUAACAUCCCCAAGUAUCGCCGGCUUAGUUCCUUCUCCUUGUCGGCUCGCAACUCCCCCAAAUCGUCCAUGGCCAACUCACCACCCUCGCCAGCUUCUCCUACCAGUACCAUUUCAGGUGAGCACGAUACUACAGAACCCAAGCCCAAGGCAGGACGGAAGCAUUCGUCUUCGUCCACUGCGCUCUCUUCCAUGAACAAACGCCCCGGGAUUGCUUGGGCGAACAGCGCCAAGCCCGGGAAGAGGGCUUCCUGGGCACGGAGGCGGUCGGCAAGCCAGGAACAGGUCCCGCGAUUGGAUGAUGAUGAUGACGAGCAGCCUACGGCUGGUAUGCUCGCCACAUUUUCGAAGCCUGCAGCAACGGGAGUCGGAAUGAAAGCUCGCCGUCUCAGUCUUAGUCUGCCUGACGAAUUUGUCGUUGAUUGCUGCGAACUGGAAAAGGAAUACAAGAGUUCAAGCUUGAUGCCCGGAAAGCGUGGUAAAUGUCUCGGCAAGGGAGCUACCGCUGAAGUCCGCAUCAUGGCUCGCAAGGGUUUCAACAGUGAAGAGCUGGUUGCAGUCAAAGAAUUCCGCUCCCGCGACAAAGCCGAAUCCGAGGAAGAGUACAUUCAGAAGAUCAAGUCGGAGUUCUGCAUCGCAAAGAGCUUACACCACCCGAAUAUCGUGGAAACGCUGCGCUUGUGCACCAACCAUGGCAGGUGGAAUCACGUCAUGGAGUUUUGUGCCCAUGGUGAACUCUUCUCUUUGGUCGAACGCAAACUAUUCGCUGGUGGUGCAGAAGGCUACUAUUCUGCUGACGAUCGGCUGUGCUUCUUCAAGCAGCUACUGCGCGGCGUCGAUUAUCUACACAGCCAUGGCAUUGCUCACCGCGAUAUCAAGCUAGAGAAUCUGCUACUUCACAAAGACGGCCAUCUCAAGAUUUCCGAUUUUGGUGUCGCAGAAGUGUACAGUGGAGAGCAUCCGGGGCUACGUGCAGCUCAAGGGGAAUGUGGAAAGAACAUGACAGACGUCCGUCUCUCGGCACCAGGCAUUUGCGGCAGUCUGCCCUACAUCGCACCAGAAGUCCUUGAGAAGAGCGGAGAGUAUGAUCCUCGCCCGCUCGAUGUUUGGUCUUGCGCCAUCGUCUACCUCACCAUGACCUUUGGAGGUUGCCCGUGGCAGGCUGCAAAGCCUGAAUUCGAAUACUAUGCGCGCUUCAAGAAGGGUUGGGAUGAGUGGCUGCCGGAGCAUCCUGACGGCAAGAUUUUCGAUGGCGUCGACGGGCACCCCAAAUGUGGCAAGCUUUUCAGCUUGAUCAAUCCCCCAGCAGUUAAACGGCUGAUGUUGAAGAUGCUUCAUCCCAACCCCGCUAUGCGCAUCACGAUCCGCGAAGCCUUGGACACUCACUUUAUGAGAAAUGUCAACUGCUGUUGCCCAGAAAACUACGAGGAUCCCAAGUGCUGCGUGGAUGCAUCCAAGGGGACCAAAGGCAUCAAAGCUGCUCCUACGAAGAAGUACCUUCACCACCACAUACCACCCAAAGCCGAGAGUAAGCUCGGGAGGGCGCUCACGCAUCGCUUCGAUAUGGGCGAUGGAUGGCAGUGA
This is a messenger RNA of Periconia digitata, 2572 nucleotides long. The record is from the annotation of a GenBank genome assembly. NCBI's taxonomy places the organism in Eukaryota, Fungi, Ascomycota, Dothideomycetes, Pleosporales, Periconiaceae.